AUGGAGGAUUCGUAUGAGCAGACUGCCGCAGCACUCCGGUUGGCAGAGCAUCAGGGUUGUGACUCUCACGUGCUCAAGACGCUGACUAUCCUGGCUCUCAUCUAUGUGCCGGCAUCCUUCGCUGCCAUGGGCUACAUCGAGACCCGCACCGAGGACCUGGCGCUCUUCGCGGCUCUGGCCUUGCCUCUGGUGUCCGUCACGAUGAGUAUAUACUGGUACGCACAGAACACGCAGAAUCAGACAUGUCGUCAGCAAAGCGACCAAUCUCCAGCGGCGCAGCACCCAUAA
Molecule: messenger RNA, 288 nt
Organism: Verticillium nonalfalfae
Lineage: Eukaryota; Fungi; Ascomycota; Sordariomycetes; Glomerellales; Plectosphaerellaceae
Exons: 2
Coding region: 1-288 (95 amino acids)
Source: RefSeq, a predicted model, not a curated record